Saccostrea cuccullata (small rock oyster) is the source of this 5389-nucleotide messenger RNA. RefSeq lists its product as uncharacterized. The record is from RefSeq and is a predicted model, not a curated record. Lineage: Eukaryota; Metazoa; Mollusca; Bivalvia; Ostreida; Ostreidae. Bases 113 to 5212 code for a protein of 1699 amino acids. The transcript has 20 exons.
CAUAUAUAAGCUGUCGUGUCAAUCAAACUUCAUUUAUCGUUCAGAUCUAAAAUAUCGGAAUCUACUAUAGUACAGUGUACUAUGAUCAAAAUGAAGUGAUGAACGUCUCAUAAUGGAACCUCGAAGUCUUGGUCCUCCUGCUCGACAUGUCUCCCCUGUCACAGUAACAUACAGUACAGUUACAGCAGCAGGAAGUCAGCAAGGACCAGUAAUACCUCACCCCCAGAACUGUGGUGGUCAGCCUCAUUCGAGUUUCCCUCGAGUAAAUUUAAUAGAGCAGCAAGGGCAGACAACUGCACAGAUAACUUUUCAGCAACAAUGGCAACAACAACAAUACUCAAUGGGUGGACAAAAUCAGCGAUUAUCACAAAAUCAAAAUGAAGUCUAUAUGCCGUCUCAGCAACCCAACUUUAAUCUGCAUUUGAUAAACGUUUCAAGACCAGCUGUACCACAGCCCCAGAACUAUGGUGGUAAUCCUUAUUUGGGCAUCCCUAAAGCAAACUUUCUUCCGCAGCAAGGGCAGACAACUGCACAGCAAGCUUCGAAGCAACAAAGGCAACAACAAUACUUAAUGAAUGGACAAAAUGAUCUUUCAGCACCAAACCAAUAUGAGGUUUAUACACCUUUUCAGCAGAAAAGCUUUAAUCAGCAGAGGAAAAACAGUUCAAGACCAGCAUUGGUUUCUGAUCAGAACUAUGGUGUUCAGGAUCUUUUGGGCUUCGACAGCGGAAGCAAAAUCCAGCGAAUAGAGGAGCCAACUGCACAAACAACUUCAAAUCAUCAACAGCAUCAACAUCAGCUUCAGUAUCAACAACAAUUAAUGAAUGAACAAAUGGCUCCACAUGAAAAUAAAGCUUAUAUGUCAUACCAGCAGCCACACUCAAAUCAGGAGUUGAGAACCCCUUUAGGACAAGCAGUAUUUUAUCCUCAAUAUAAUGGUGCUCAGGCUCCUUGGGGUCUACAUUCAUUUAUCCAGCAGAAUGGACAUACAACACUACAACCAGCUCUUCAGCAACAGCAGCCAUAUCAGCAACAUCGGCAUCAGUACUUUAUGAAGGGACAAAAUGAGCGAAUGACACCACAUCAGAAUGAUGCUGCUAUGCCUUCUCAAGGGCCAAAAUUUGAUCAGUUUAUGACAACUUUUUCAAAAUUAGAUCGAAGAUGGGAUUCUUUAGACUGCAAAACACGACAACUUUUCCCACCCUCAAGUCAAUUAGAUUGGUCUAUGGAAAACAUGUCUACCUCCGCAGCUAUUCCUAUGGAAAACCUGUCUGCUUCUCCUGUAUAUCCUAUGGGAAACAUGUCUGCCUCUCCUGCUGUUCCCAUUGGAAACAUCUGUACCUCCAGUGAUGUUCCUAUGGGAAGCUUGUAUACCUCUCCUGCUAUUCCAAUGGGAAACAUAUCAGUCACACCUGCUGUUCCAAUAGGAAACAUGUCUGCAUCACCUGCUGUUCCCAUGGGAAAUAUAUCUACCUCCCCUGUAGAUCCUAUGGGAAACAUGUCUACAUCUCCAUCUGGUCCUACAGGAAACCUCUCCGCCUCUCCUGCUGACUCUAUUGGAAACGAUCAUAGAAUUCUACACGACCUUAAUCAAAGACCUUGUAGUCAACCUUUAAAUCUAGUUGAUGACAGUUGUUCACAGUUUCCGAUAAUGACCGAAAAGAGAGAGUAUGGAGAUAGUAUCGGAGAGAACGAAAACAUCAUCCUUGCAAAACGCCCCAAAACAGAUGUAGACACAGAUCGUCUUUGUUCUUCUGUAAAUAAUCAGGAUUUGUCUGGGGAUGACAGUGGGCGUCUGGAUUCCAGAAACAAUAAAGAUCCAUUAUCAGAUUUGACAAAGGAACAGCACGUCGUUCUCUACACUUUCUUCUUAUGUCAGGACUCGGACGGUGACGUCGAAAUCAGGAACGCAGACUCUGUGGGUGACAUUGAUAUCAUGACGAUAGUGAAGGAGCUAGAGAACAAGGGACUGGUGAUUGAGGGUUUUAACAGUCGGUACAAGAGAAUUCCAGAUGAUAAAAAAUCUAUGAUAAUGAAAUCCUACAGAGAAAACUGCCUGCUAAGUGAGAUAGACAAGGACUUCUUCAUACAGGUUGCCUCAGAUAAAACCAUAGAAACAUAUGCUGAAGUGUACUGUCGUCAUGGAGAUGGUCCCAGAGAAUCAGAAGACAUCGGUCCUAUAACAGCGAUGAGACUGAUUGUGGAGGGUCGCGGACUCAGGUUACCCGACUCUGUACGAGAUGAAGUUUUUAAGUGUCUCAUAAAGGACGAGAAGGAGUUUGGGAUGUUUGUAAAGUUUUGGUGCAAAGCAAGAAAUACAGACCCUAUAACAUUGUCAGACCAAAUUCCUGAUGAGAAAGUUAUAAACUUUUAUUCUGCCUUCACCAUCCUUUCGGAAAUAAAAAAUGAGUUAAUGGAAAUGCAUUUAUCAAAGAAAAAAUGGAGCACAUUGGUAUCCAUACUUUUGUCAGAGGAAUAUUUUGUUUGUGAAAAUAUACCAUGGGAAGAAAAACGAAAAAAUAUUCAACAAACAUUUAAAGCAAUGCAAGAUGGUAAGGAGGAAAAUACAGAAGAAGAUUUGGAAAUCCUAAAGGAAUUGGAACAUUGUGAUAAAUUGUUAACUGUAGAUAAAGAGAACAAUACAGUGUCAUUUGUAUCAGAAGAGAUCCGACAUCAGGUGAUGGGUUACUUUGUUUUAAAUUGCUUAGAAAGUAAGGGAGAUUAUGAGAACUACCUAAAGCUAUCCUCAGUGAACUCAAUAUUUGAAUAUGCCCGCCCAUUGACGUACGAGAGGAGAAUGACAGAACGCUGUAUGUACCUACCAUAUAUGAUAGAAGAGUUAUUUGUAGACAGACUUGGUGUAGAUGCCAUACAGUUUGCAGCUAAUAAUUACAAUUUAAGUAUUGUAAUAUCUUCAAAACUACAUAUACCAAGAGAAGUGCUAAAAUGGGACUAUGAUGCUCGAUGCAGAUACAUAGCAUGUGCUAAGAAAGGAACCCAAACAAUGCAUAGAGCUCGUGCAAUGAUUGUUGGUUGUGCGGGAGCUGGAAAAACUACUCUUUUAAAGCGACUACAGCAGCGAAGUAUUCAAGAGUUACGACAAAUACAGUCGACCGUAGGACUGGAGGUGUACGAAAACUUAUUUGAUAUAGACAGGGAUCGUAAAUGUUUAAAAGGUCUUGAGGAAGAUGUUGAUACAGAAAAUAAGUGCCUACUAAGUGUUGUGGAUUUUGCUGGACAAUGUGCGUAUUACGCAUGUCAUCAGGUCUAUCUCAGCAGAAGGGCUUUCUAUCUUCUUGUGAUCGAUAUGUCAAAAAGGUUUGAUGAAAAAGUUGAUCAAGCAUUGUGUGAACAGGAAGGAACCAUGUUUUCAGACUGGACAUUCGGACAAUAUGUCAUUUUUUGGUUGAAAUCUAUCCAUACCUACUGCGAAGAUGACACUCAAGUUGUUACCCUAGGAACCCAUUCUGACGAAGUGAAAAAUAUGUUUAACAGAUCAAUUUAUGAUGAUUUGCUGGAGCUUUUGAAGAAUGAGCCUGAUCUGAAGAAACAUCUUGAUCGAGAACGCUGCUUCCAUAUUGGGUUUCCUAAGGAUGAUUGUGAACCAUUAGAUAAACUUACCGAUGUAGUAGAAUGCAUUGCUUCUAUUGCUUUGGAAGAUCGUUGGAGAGAGAAUAUUCCGAAGGAUUGGGCAUAUUGUGAAGUAGUUUUAAGACAAAACAAGCAAAGUGGGAAAAAAUGUAUCUCACUUACAGAUUUUAGAAGACAGGUUUCAAUAAAAAAAAUUGGAAAAGAAAAGGAGACAUUUGAUGUGCUGCGGUUUUAUCAUGAUAUUGGGGUAAUUUUAUAUUACAACGAAGUUCACUUGAAAAAGAGCACAAUAACUGAUGUUCAAUGGUUUGUAGACUGUUUUAAGUAUAUAAUAACAGAUCCAAAGCAUGCCAGGGAUCUUGUUAAGAAUGACAAAGACUGGACAAACUUUUUUAAAAGUGGUUAUCUAUCUGAAGAACUACUGAAGGGAAUUUGGAAAAAGAAAAAAAUGGACGCAAGGAAAUGCAUUUCUACGUUAAAGUACAUGCAACGCCUUGGUUUGCUUGCUGUAGGUAAAGAUGCACACUAUGUUCCCUGUAUGAACAAACUAGACUUUGGAGAGCAUUUAAAAUGUUAUAUUACACACUUAGAACAAAAAACAUCUUUUUUAGUCUUCAAUUUCCGAUUCCUGCCCUAUUUCUUUUAUUUCCGUCUCAUAGUAGCCUGUAUAGUCAGCACAGAGUGGACUAUUAUUGAAGACAAUGGACAGAAGUGUUUGUUUAAAAAUAUCGCUUUAUUUAAGUUUAAAGAACACUUGAUAGGUGUAGCAGUUACAACAUCAACGAUACAGGUUCAAAUAUUUAGACAGGGAAUUAAGCAGCUCAUUGGAGAAAUUACGAGGAAAAUAAAAAAAACGAUGGAAUGUAUCCUUGAACAUUUGACGAAAAACUUCCACAAGAAAACACUGUAUGAGAUCGGAUAUCAGUGUUCAAAGCAAGACGUUACUGAAGAAGAUGAUCUAGGCUUUAUUUCAGAGCAAAAGUUGGUUGGUAGAGGAGAAUUUAGUUGUCCAAAUCAUGGACUGGAGAAUUAUCAUGUCAUAAAAGAAAAGGAACUGCUUCUCUUUUGGAAAUAUGAUUCUGAAAACAAAGCCAAUCAAGAGGACUGCACAAAUGCACCCGUCGGAAAAUCACCAAGUCAAAAUUACGACAAAUUUACAAAACUGAUAGAUAUGGCCAGAAAAUCGCUUCAAAUUUAUUUCGACAAGAUUUUCCCUUCAAAAGACAUUGUCUCAAUAUUCACGAAAAACAAAGUCGAUAUGGAACAUGGGCAAUACAAAUUCAAUAAAGAUCAACUGGUUAUUCUAUUUCCGACCAAUGGGACUAGUCCAUCUUCUUCAGCGUUUGACGUGACGAUUAUGUAUAAACUAUUGAGAAACUACGGACUAAAUGUUCAGGAGCCACUGGUAGGCUGGGGGAACAAACCAGAGGUAGGAAAGAAAAGUGAAACGGAUGAUGUCGAACGAAUACGACAUUACAGAAACAUGGUGGUACAUCAAACAGACAAAACAAUGGAGCAAGAGGAACUGGAUAUUUUCUGGAAGGAUUUAUCUCAGGCAAUAAUGAGACUCAGUGAUGGGACUUUGGAAAAAGAAAUUAAAGCUUUGAAGAUGCAGAAAUAGGGUUCAUGAGAAACGGAUAUAUUUCACAAACAUCAGUGAUUAAAAAGGGGAUGCAUCCUGAUGCAGAGAGGAGAACCAUUGAUAUCUAAGUUAAACCAAUUCACGACGACAAACUGAAAUAAGAAAUUUCUGUGUUAUUUUACAUUAAUAGCGCUACCCCCGUUCGAGAAAGAGUUU